This is a messenger RNA of Chrysochloris asiatica (Cape golden mole), 2787 nucleotides long. RefSeq names its product proteasome (prosome, macropain) 26S subunit, non-ATPase, 1 (gene PSMD1). Gene Ontology annotation, cellular component: proteasome regulatory particle, base subcomplex; nucleus; proteasome complex. The coding region runs from base 1 to 2787 and encodes 928 amino acids. Lineage: Eukaryota; Metazoa; Chordata; Mammalia; Afrosoricida; Chrysochloridae. The record is from RefSeq and is a predicted model, not a curated record. The transcript is spliced from 24 exons. Gene Ontology annotation, molecular function: enzyme regulator activity. Gene Ontology annotation, biological process: regulation of protein catabolic process; proteasome-mediated ubiquitin-dependent protein catabolic process.
AUGAUCACCUCAGCCGCUGGAAUUAUCUCUCUUCUGGAUGAAGAAGAACCACAGCUUAAGGAAUUUGCACUGCACAAAUUGAAUGCAGUUGUCAAUGACUUCUGGGCAGAGAUUUCUGAGUCUGUAGACAAAAUAGAAGUUUUGUAUGAAGAUGAAGGUUUCCGGAGUCGGCAGUUUGCAGCCUUGGUGGCAUCAAAAGUAUUUUAUCACCUGGGGGCUUUUGAAGAGUCUCUGAAUUAUGCUCUUGGAGCAGGUGACCUGUUUAAUGUCAGUGAUAACUCUGAGUAUGUGGAGACUAUUAUAGCAAAAUGCAUUGAUCACUACACCAAACAGUGUGUGGAAAAUGCAGAUUUGCCUGAAGGAGAGAGAAAACCUAUUGACCAGAGAUUGGAGGGCAUUGUGAAUAAAAUGUUCCAACGGUGUCUUGAUGACCACAAGUAUAAGCAGGCUAUUGGCAUUGCUCUGGAGACGCGAAGACUGGACAUCUUUGAGAAGACCAUACUGGAGUCGAAUGAUGUCCCUGGAAUGCUUGCUUAUAGCCUCAAGCUCUGCAUGUCUUUAAUGCAGAAUAAACAAUUUCGAAAUAAAGUACUAAGAGUUCUAGUUAAAAUUUAUAUGAACUUGGAGAAACCCGAUUUCAUCAAUGUUUGUCAGUGCUUAAUUUUUUUAGAUGAUCCUCAGGCUGUCAGUGAUAUCUUAGAGAAACUGGUAAAGGAAGAUAACCUCCUGAUGGCCUAUCAGAUAUGUUUUGAUUUGUAUGAAAGUGCUAGCCAGCAGUUUCUGUCAUCUGUGAUCCAGAAUCUUCGCACUGUUGGUACUCCGAUUGCUUCUGUGCCUGGAUCCACCAAUACUGGUACUGUUCCAGGAUCAGAAAAAGACAGCGAGGCGAUGGAAACAGAAGAAAAGACAGGCAGUGCACUUGCUGGAAAGACACCAGAAGCGAGCCCAGAGCCCAAGGACCAGACUUUGAAAAUGAUCAAAAUUUUAAGUGGUGAAAUGGCUAUUGAAUUACAUCUGCAGUUUUUAAUACGAAACAAUAACACAGACCUUAUGAUUCUAAAAAAUACAAAGAGAAAGAUCAACCAAGAUAAUUUGGAGUGGUUGGCCAGAGCCACUAACUGGGCAAAAUUCACAGCUACAGCCAGUUUGGGUGUAAUUCAUAAGGGUCAUGAGAAAGAAGCAUUACAACUCAUGGCAACAUACCUUCCCAAGGACACCUCUCCAGGCUCCGCCUAUCAGGAAGGUGGAGGCCUCUAUGCAUUGGGUCUCAUCCAUGCCAAUCAUGGUGGCGACAUAAUUGACUACCUGCUUAACCAGCUUAAAAAUGCCAGCAAUGAUAUCGUGCGACACGGUGGCAGUCUGGGUCUCGGUUUGGCCGCCAUGGGGACCGCGCGACAAGAUGUAUAUGAUUUACUAAAAACAAACCUGUAUCAGGAUGAUGCUGUGACAGGAGAAGCAGCUGGUCUGGCCCUAGGUCUAGUUAUGUUGGGUUCUAAAAAUGCCCAGGCUAUUGAGGACAUGGUUGGCUAUGCCCAAGAAACUCAGCAUGAGAAGAUUCUGCGUGGGCUUGCAGUUGGCAUUGCAUUAGUGAUGUAUGGGAGGAUGGAAGAGGCUGAUGCUCUCAUUGAAUCUCUCUGUCGCGAUAAGGACCCAAUUCUUCGACGGUCUGGAAUGUAUACCGUAGCCAUGGCUUAUUGUGGCUCUGGUAACAACAAAGCUAUUCGACGCCUGCUCCAUGUUGCUGUAAGCGACGUUAAUGACGAUGUCAGAAGGGCAGCAGUAGAAUCACUUGGAUUCAUUCUGUUCAGGACCCCUGAACAGUGCCCAAGUGUUGUGUCGUUGUUGUCAGAGAGUUACAAUCCUCAUGUGCGCUACGGAGCUGCAAUGGCCCUGGGGAUCUGCUGUGCUGGUACAGGGAACAAGGAAGCAAUUAAUUUGUUAGAACCAAUGACAAAUGAUCCUGUGAACUACGUGAGGCAAGGUGCUCUCAUCGCUUCGGCUCUCAUCAUGAUCCAGCAGACUGAAAUUACGUGUCCAAAGGUGACUCAGUUCCGACAGCUAUAUUCCAAAGUCAUCAAUGAUAAACAUGAUGAUGUCAUGGCCAAGUUUGGCGCUAUUUUGGCCCAGGGCAUACUGGACGCAGGUGGUCAUAAUGUCACCAUCUCCUUACAGUCCAGGACUGGGCACACCCAUAUGCCUUCUGUGGUUGGCGUCCUUGUCUUUACCCAGUUCUGGUUCUGGUUUCCUCUUUCACACUUCCUGUCAUUGGCUUAUACCCCUACCUGUGUCAUUGGCCUAAACAAGGACUUAAAGAUGCCAAAAGUUCAGUAUAAAUCCAACUGUAAACCUUCCACAUUUGCAUAUCCUGCCCCUCUUGAAGUACCGAAAGAGAAAGAAAAGGAAAAGGUUUCCACCGCUGUGCUAUCUAUUACUGCCAAGGCUAAAAAGAAGGAAAAAGAAAAGGAGAAAAAAGAAGAGGAGAAAAUGGAAGUGGAUGAGGCAGAGAAAAAGGAAGAAAAAGAGAAGAAAAAAGAACCUGAGCCAAACUUCCAGUUAUUGGAUAACCCAGCCCGAGUUAUGCCUGCCCAGCUAAAGGUCCUAACCAUGACAGAGACUUGUAGAUAUCAACCUUUCAAACCACUCUCCAUUGGAGGCAUCAUCAUUCUGAAGGACACCAGUGAAGAUAUUGAAGAGCUGGUGGAACCUGUGGCAGCCCAUGGGCCAAAAAUCGAGGAGGAAGAACAGGAGCCAGAACCCCCAGAACCAUUUGAGUAUAUUGAUGACUAA